Molecule: messenger RNA, 974 nt
Organism: Brassica rapa (field mustard)
Lineage: Eukaryota; Viridiplantae; Streptophyta; Magnoliopsida; Brassicales; Brassicaceae
Product: 6,7-dimethyl-8-ribityllumazine synthase, chloroplastic
Biological process (GO): riboflavin biosynthetic process
Cellular component (GO): riboflavin synthase complex; intracellular anatomical structure
Molecular function (GO): 6,7-dimethyl-8-ribityllumazine synthase activity
Source: RefSeq, a predicted model, not a curated record
AACCGGAAUUAAUUAAAUAGCUAAACCAACGAUAAGAACAAUCCUUCCAAGCACUCUCACACAUCUCAGAGGAACGAAAAUGAAGUCGUUAGCUUCGCCGCCAUCCCUCCGCCUAACUCCGACGACACGUCAUCAUCUCCCUUCUCGUCAAUCGUCAAUAGUCUCUUGUGUAAUCAAAUCUAAUAGCUUAUCGUUCUCUUCAUCCGCAUCUGGUUUCGCGUCACCACUCGCUGUAGAGAAGGAGCUACGCUUACAGACGGCUGCUGUUCGCCACGUCACUGGGUCACUUAUCAGAGGAGAAGGUCUUAGAUUCGCCAUCGUUGUUGCUCGUUUCAAUGAGGUUGUGACGAAGUUGCUAUUGGAAGGAGCUAUUGAGACUUUCAAGAAGUACUCUGUUAGAGAAGAAGACAUCGAGGUUAUAUGGGUUCCUGGCAGCUUUGAGAUAGGUGUUGUUGCGCAAAACCUUGGGAAGUCAGGAAAAUUCAAUGCCGUUUUAUGUAUCGGUGCUGUGAUAAGAGGAGAUACUACUCAUUAUGAUGCUGUUGCCAACUCUGCUGCAUCUGGAGUACUCUCUGCUGGCAUCAAUUCAGGUGUUCCAUGCAUAUUUGGUGUACUGACAUGCGAGGACAUGGACCAGGCUCUGAAUCGAUCCGGUGGCAAAGCUGGAAACAAGGGAGCUGAAACUGCUUUGACGGCGCUCGAGAUGGCGUCCUUGUUUGAGCACCACCUGAAAUAGGGAGCUACUCGUUCCAUGGAUGAACUUGUUGGUUACAAUCCAAUCUCCGACACUUGUACCUGAAAAGAUUUGUCAAAAUGUUUUCUUUUAUUACCUCAGUGAAAAAUAUUUAAACGCUUUUUUUUGUAAGCUUCGUGUCUUGUUUUUGAAUGAUUGAAUCGUGUGUAAUAAUAAAUAGUUCCUCUGGAUUUUAGGGGACGAGUGGGUUACUCAGCACCAAUCGAAAAUAUGAUUCUCA